Metschnikowia bicuspidata var. bicuspidata NRRL YB-4993 is the source of this 2481-nucleotide messenger RNA. RefSeq lists its product as uncharacterized. The transcript has a single exon. The record is from RefSeq and is a predicted model, not a curated record. NCBI's taxonomy places the organism in Eukaryota, Fungi, Ascomycota, Pichiomycetes, Serinales, Metschnikowiaceae. The coding region runs from base 1 to 2481 and encodes 826 amino acids.
AUGACCUCCAUCCGCCGAUCUCGCUGCGUAUACAUUGCUGCGUUGACGGCGCUCGCGUACUUGAUAAUCUUCUGCGUGAUCAGCUACAACGGCAUGACAACACAGCUCUUUUCGGCAAAGCUCAAGGAGUUUUCGCUCGAUUCCCCGGGGCUCCGGUCUCUUUUUGACGUCCAGGACUCGUAUUCCUUGGACGCAUGGGCAGACGCCAUUUUCCGGCGCAAGGUCUCGGACCGCCCGGCCGACGAUGCCAUUCGCAUGGCCAGAUACAGCAUCGACGGGCCGUCUGAAAGCAGCGAUCUAGUGGAGGUGCCCGGGUUUUUGCGGGGCGAGGGCGAAAACCCCCACUUGACCCCCCACGAGCCGCGGCUCACUCUAGGCCUCUUGCUCAGCGAACUCAACGCCAACUUGGCCGGGCAGCACACGUUGGAAACACUCCGCAUCCCGUCCUUCCACUGGGCGGACUGGACGGACUUGGCGCUUUUAGACACAAAGAUGCUCUCUGUGAAAGACAGCCCCGCCACGUGCGAGCUGCUCAACCCCACCCGCAAGGAACGCAACCUCAUGCAGAAGGACAUUGCGUUGGACGCCAGCCGCUUCUGCUUCAAUGACGCAGACCUUGCGGCGGCCAUGCAAGAGCACGCGGACAACCCAUUCUUGGCGCCGUACCUCCAGAAAAUCGCCGACCUGCCCUACAAAGCCGGGCUCCACGUCCACCAGUUCCCGAACCGGACAUCGCAACGCAUCCGUGCCAUUGCCGCUGCGUCAUACGUGCACGAUUUCAUGCCGGCGCCCUUGGCGGUGCACCUCCUCCUUCCCAAAGGGGCCCAGCAGAUGGCCCCUCUCCAUGUGCCGGUCAACCAGGACGUGUCAGGCCGGAUCCGCAUGGCCGACACGCCCCAGGCCCGCGCCGUGGCCGGACGCAGCCCAGUCCUCGACAUCCGGCGGGAAUUGUCCAGCCUCGCCGCGCACGUGGACAACAGCUCGCUCCCCGCAUGGAAGUACCGCAAGGAAUUGGCCCAUGAGGCGUUUGUCGACACGCUGGCAAGCAUCAUGGAGCAGCUCGCGCAGCAGCCGAACCUCUCGCCGCAGGAGUCCAACUACCUCGACAGUCUCCGGCUUUCGGUCGGCACCAAGACCCCCACCAAGUACUUCAACGAGGCGCUCUUGGUGCGCAACGAGCCGGAGUGGGCCAGCGGGAGCCACUACGACUGGCGCUUCUUCAAGGGCCUCCAGUCCGCGCAGGACGAGCACGCGGUGCUUUUGCACGGGCUCAUUCUGGCGUGGCUCCGCUUCACCAACGCCAACGACAUCACCUCGUGGAUCGCGCACGGGUCGCUUUUGGGCUGGUACUGGAACGGCCUCUCGUUUCCCUGGGACGCCGACUACGACGUGCAGGUGCCCAUCCGGGACCUCCACACGCUCUCGCGGAAAUUCAACCAGACCGUGGUGGUGGAUUUUGGAGCACUGGCCUCUCAGGAGGUGCGGCUCGGCCGCUACUUCCUCGACUGCGGCACCUGGGUCAGCCACCGCGACCGGGGCAACGGCUUGAACAAUAUCGACGCCAGAUUCAUCGACAUGGACUCGGGCCUAUACAUCGACAUCACCGCGCUCGCCGUGUCGCUGACCGCCACGCCCCGGAGGUACUACGGCCAGCUCCCGAAGGAGUUCCAGAAGACCAACUUCGUGCAGAAAGUCAAGGCCGACCCCGACUUCGGCCUCCGGCAGAACACGGCCGCCCAGCUCUACAACUGCCGGAACAAGCACUUCAUGUCGUUGGCCGAAAUAUCGCCGCUCCGCCUCACCAUGAUGGAGGGCGUGCCCGCAUACAUUCCCAACGAGUUCUCCAAGAUCUUGGACGUGGAGUACACGCGAGGCAUUGACUCCAAACGCUUCAAGUCGUAUGCGUUUUUGCCGCGGCUCCGCCUCUGGGCCAGCUACAAGGCCAUCCACAAGUACACCCGUGGCCGCAGCGCAAACGACAAGAAGAUCCAGAUGGGGGGCCACUCCAAGAUCGCGCGUGAAACCGUGGACACGCUCUCGGUGUUUUCGUUCAACGACCAGGACUACCUUGAGCUCAUGUACCUUGAGCAGGACUUGUUGUUUGAGUACCUUGUGACAAAAGAGACCACCUUGUUUCAUCAGAAGGAAAUGGACUUGUUGCUCCAGGGCCAGUCUGCCGAGACCCUACUCUUUCCCAAUGGGGAGCUCGUGGCGCCGGCGCAGCUCCGCCAUGAUCUCAAUAACUACAAUGCCGUGAAGGUGCAGAGCGGGUUUGGCGAGCGAAUGGGCGAGUACAUGUCGAUGGCACAAGCUCUAAAGACAGGGAAAGCAAACCAAGCAGGAAGGAUGAACCCAUACAAGGACCGGCCAGAAGAGGGCGACAGAACGGUCCAGGGACCACCAAAAGAGGAUGGCCAACUGGAGGGACCACCAAACGAAGCUCUGAAAAACCUCCCAUUGCUUUCGCAGUCAGAUGAAUAG